Quercus robur (English oak) is the source of this 807-nucleotide messenger RNA. Its product is annotated as major allergen Pru ar 1-like. The transcript has 2 exons. The record is from RefSeq and is a predicted model, not a curated record. Bases 140 to 622 code for a protein of 160 amino acids. Gene Ontology annotation, biological process: defense response; abscisic acid-activated signaling pathway. Gene Ontology annotation, molecular function: signaling receptor activity; protein phosphatase inhibitor activity; abscisic acid binding. Lineage: Eukaryota; Viridiplantae; Streptophyta; Magnoliopsida; Fagales; Fagaceae. Gene Ontology annotation, cellular component: nucleus; cytoplasm.
GCUUAGUAACAAAAAUGCCUUAACUUAAACCUAUAAAUACCAUUCCCCUACUAUCUUCCCUGCCAGACAUAAGAAAUUCACUUCACUCCUAGUUCAUUUUCCUCAAGUUUCCCAACUAAUCACUAUCCAUUAGCAAAUCAUGGGUGUUAUCACAUAUACUGAUGAGUACACCUCCUCAAUCCCUCCAUCCAGGUUGUUCAAAGCCUUGGUCAUUGAUGCUCCCAAUCUGAUCCCAAAAAUCUUUCCCCAGGUUGUUAAAAGCAUAGAAAUCAUUCAAGGUGAUGGAGGGAUUGGUAGCAUCAGGCAGAUCAAUUUCGCUGAAGGCAGCCAACUUAACAGUGUUAAAAACAGGAUUGAUGAGCUUAAUGAAGAGAAUCAUUCAUACAAGUACACUUACAUCGAAGGUGAUGCCUUAGCGGACAAGCUUGAAUCUAUUGCUUAUGAGGUCCAAUUUGAGCCAACACCUGAGGGUGGCAGUAAAAAUAAGAUGACAAGCAAGUACUACACCAAGGCUGAUGUUGUGCUCAGUGAAGAGGAAAUCAAGGCCGGCAAGGAUAACGCCUUGGAGAUUUACAAAAUUGUGGAAGCCUACCUCCUCCAAAACCCUGAUGCCUAUGCUUAGUACUUGUGAUUAAAACCAUUGCUCGUCAAUCCAUGCUUAUGCCUCGUGCUUAAUGGUGUGGCUUUUGAUUUUGUCUAUAUCUAUAAUGGUCUUAUGGAGUGAUAAUAAGCCUCAAUCACUUGUGAUUGUUGGUUGAUUGUAAUCAUGUAAUGCUUCUCUCAAUAAAGACACUCCUUAUAUUUCAA